Molecule: messenger RNA, 1325 nt
Organism: Papilio machaon (common yellow swallowtail)
Lineage: Eukaryota; Metazoa; Arthropoda; Insecta; Lepidoptera; Papilionidae
Gene: twf
Product: twinfilin
Exons: 9
Coding region: 138-1169 (343 amino acids)
Biological process (GO): actin filament depolymerization; positive regulation of neuron projection development; regulation of lamellipodium assembly
Cellular component (GO): myofibril; actin filament; cytoplasm
Molecular function (GO): actin monomer binding; actin filament binding
Source: RefSeq, a predicted model, not a curated record
UGAAGUGACUGAGCUGAGAUUAUAACUCCCACAUCAAUAUCCCGUUAUAAUUAGAAUUGCAUAAAUCAUCACAAUACUUUUACUGAAGUAUAGUAUUAUCUUCCUACAUUCUCUAUUAUUUAGAAGGAGUAACUAAAAUGUCACAUCAAACUGGGAUUCAAGCUAAUGCUGAAUUGAAGAAAUACUUCACUAAAUGUAGAGAUGGAAAAAUUCGGGUAUUAAAAGUCAGCAUUGACAAUGAACAGUUAAUAUUAUCUAAAUACCAACAGGUUAAAGGUUCCUGGGAACAUGAUUUUGAUAAAUAUGUCCCAUCAUUAGUAGUAGAUGAUCUCCCUUGUUACAUUUUAUACAGAUUUGACUCAACAAAUUCAGUUGGUCAUGAAUGGCUGCUGCUAAGCUGGUCACCUGACAGUGCUCCAGUGAGGCAGAAGAUGUUGUACGCAUCCACUAAGGCCACACUUAAACAGGAAUUUGGAACUGCUCAUAUAAAAGAUGAAAUGCAUGCUACAAGCAAGGAUGAAGUCAGUCUUAAAGGCUACAAGGCACAUUUGACUGGUGUGAAUGCUCCAGCACCACUCACGGACAGAGAAGAGGCAUUAAAAGAACUGCAGCAAAAUGAACAUAGUCCCAACUAUGGUACUGAUUCAAGGCAGUCUACAAUGGGUGGGGUUGCAUUUCCUAUAACACAAGAUGCAAAGCAAGGCAUUAUUGAUCUCCAACGUGGUUCCUACAAUUAUUUACAAUUUAAAAUAGAUAUAGAUGAAGAAAAGAUUCAUCUUGCAAAAGCAAGUGUAAUCGAGCAAUCAGAGCUGCCUCGGCAAGUGCCGGAUGAUCAGGCAAGAUAUCACCUCUUUGUAUUCAAGCACACACAUGAAGGUGAUUACUUGGAAAGCAUGGUGUUCAUCUACUCCAUGCCGGGAUACAGUUGCAGUAUAAAGGAGAGAAUGUUGUAUUCAAGUUGUAUCGGAACAUUUUUGGAUAUAAUUGAAAAAAUGGGCAUCGAGAUUGCCAAACGGCUGGAAAUCGGUGAUGGUAAAGAAUUGACGGAAGAAUUUUUAUACGAUGAAAUACAUCCAAAGAGAAAUCUUCACAGACCUGCCUUCGCUAAACCGAAAGGUCCGCCAAACAGAGGCGCGAAACGAAUCACCAAGUCUCAGGCGUCGCAGUAGUUUGCUAAUAAAAUGCAAACAGAAAAGUGAGCUUAUGCUAAACGUAGGGAUGAUCGAAUAAUCGAUUAAAAUAAUUUUAUAUCGAUGUUGAAUUUUAUUAUCGAUAUUCCAAUGAACUGUCAAACCAUCAAUGAAUUCCUGAAAUAGUUUACAAGA